Linum tenue is the source of this 937-nucleotide messenger RNA. Lineage: Eukaryota; Viridiplantae; Streptophyta; Magnoliopsida; Malpighiales; Linaceae. The record is from the annotation of a GenBank genome assembly.
UCUCCCCCAUUCCGCAAAUUUCCUCCCCUUCCCCUCAUCUACACAGAAAUCAUCGCCCCGCUGCUAUCCAUGGCGAUUCCGAUGCCGAAGGCGCUGAUCUCUGUGCUACUCGCCCUGCUCUUCUUCGUCUCGUCGGCGCUGUCCGCCUCCGACGUCCCGUUCAUCGUGGCCCACAAGAAGGCAACGCUCAACAGGCUCAGAUCAGGCGCCGAGCACGUCUCCGUCUCCAUCGACAUCUACAAUCAAGGAUCCUCGACGGCUUAUGAUGUGAGUCUUCUUGAUGAUCACUGGCCCCAAGAUAUGUUUGAUGUUGUGAGUGGCAACUUAUCAACAUCGUGGGAAAGACUUGACGCAGGUGGUUUGCUGUCACAUUCUUUUGAGCUUGAGGGUAAGGUGAAAGGCAUGUUCUACAGUGCCCCUGCUGUCAUUAAAUUCCGCAUCCCUACCAAGGCUGCUUUGCAGGAGGCACUUUCAACCCCCAUAAUGCCGCUAGACAUUCUGGCAGAGAGAACUCCUGAGAAUAAGCUUGAUUUGGCUAAGAGGCUGUUUGCUCAGUAUGGAUCAUUAAUAUCGGUGAUUUCCAUCGUUGUCCUGUUUGUGUACCUUGUGAGCUCCCCAUCCAGUGCUGCCAAGGCGAGCAAGAAGAAGCGUUAACCAAACUCCAAUAGCUUUGGAUCCUUUUUACGGUUUGGGCAAAGAUCGUAGGGUACUGGGGUGCUAGCUAAUGUCAGUCAGAAUCGUGUUCUUCAAUAUAUAACUUCACUCAAGAGAGCAUUUGUGUUUGAUGUAGUUGGUAUUGGUUAGCGCAGCGCAGAGGGGUGAUGGUGGGUAGUCAAACCACCUGCUUAGCUAAGAGAGGGUAAUUUUAGCAAUGUUGGGCACUGUACAUCACUACAUCUAAUGACUUGUAAGGUGUUGCAGUUUUGGAUUUUGGAAA